UACAACGGAGGAGGGCGCAGGCGAGCUCGGCUAGCCGGGCAGGUCGACUGCCGCGGCGGUUCCGCUCGGACCCCGGCCCGGCCCAGCGUCUGGCCUCGCGAUGGAAGCUGUCGUGCCGGCGCUGAGCAAGUCAGCAUCCUCGAAGGACCGACAUCCCUGAAUUCUGAGAAAAGCCCUACACACUCUUUGCUUCGCUUGGGGGGGGGGGUCACUACUGCGUGUCGGGUCCUCCCUCAGCCCUGUAGUGGCAGCCUAGUUCAACAAAGAAACAGGACAAUGAUACUGACAUUUGUGCUGGGCAGUGGCCCUUGGAGAGGGCCUUCACUCCGGCCCCUCUUGGGGUCCUCACUGUCACUCAGGACUCGCUCAACAUCAGCCACCGAUACACACCAUGUAGAGCUGGCCAGGGAGCGCUCCAAGACGGUCACCUCCUUUUACAACCAGUCAGCCAUUGACGUGGCAGCAGAGAAGCCCUCAGUCCGCCUCACUCCCACCAUGAUGCUCUAUUCUGGCCGCUCACAGGACGGCAGCCACCUUCUGAAAAGUGGCCGCUACUUGCAGCAGGAGUUACCAGUGAGGAUUGCUCACCGCAUCAAGGGCUUCCGCAGCCUUCCUUUCAUCAUUGGUUGCAAUCCCACCAUACUGCACGUGGUAAGUGUCUGUGGCAGCUCCGUGAAUUCCCAUACUUAUUCCACGCAGCAUGAGCUAUAUAUCCGGGCCUUCCAGAAGCUGACAGACUUCCCUCCGAUCAAGGACCAGGCAGAUGAGGCCCGGUACUGCCAGCUGGUGCGACAGCUGCUGGAUGACCACAAGGACGUGGUCACUCUGUUAGCCGAGGGGCUUCGUGAGAGCCGGAAACACAUAGAGGAUGAAAAGCUGGUCCGGUACUUCCUGGACAAGACUCUGACUUCAAGACUAGGGAUCCGCAUGCUGGCUACCCAUCACCUGGCGCUGCAUGAAGACAAGCCUGAUUUUGUGGGCAUCAUCUGUACUCGUCUGUCACCAAAGAAGAUUAUCGAAAAAUGGGUGGAUUUUGCCAGACGCCUGUGUGAGCACAAGUAUGGCAAUGCCCCUCGAGUCCGCAUCAAUGGACAUGUGGCUGCCCGCUUUCCCUUCAUCCCCAUGCCGCUGGAUUAUAUCCUGCCUGAGCUGCUCAAGAAUGCCAUGAGAGCCACAAUGGAGAGUCACCUAGAUACUCCGUACAAUGUUCCUGAUGUGGUCAUCACCAUCGCCAAUAAUGAUAUUGAUCUCAUUAUCAGGAUUUCAGACCGGGGUGGAGGAAUUGCUCACAAAGACCUAGAUCGAGUCAUGGACUACCACUUCACCACAGCCGAGGCCAGCACCCAGGACCCCCGAAUCAGCCCCCUCUUCGGCCACCUGGAUAUGCACAGUGGCGGCCAGUCAGGACCUAUGCAUGGCUUUGGCUUCGGGCUGCCCACGUCCAGGGCCUAUGCGGAAUAUCUCGGUGGCUCCCUGCAGCUGCAGUCUCUGCAGGGCAUUGGCACAGAUGUCUACUUGCGGCUCCGCCACAUUGAUGGCCGGGAGGAAAGCUUCAGAAUCUGACUGCGGAUUUUGGCCUCCUAGCCUGCCACACUCCUAGGACCUUCUGGGCCUGGUGGGGGCCCACUAAGCGCCACACAUUGCUGCUCUGUGGAACUUAGGGCCUCAGACAGGUGGACUUACACGGAGCUGGGCACCACUCCUCCUCAGCAGGGCCCGCUGCUUCCUACCUCCACGUCUUGGAGGGGAGGAAGCAGGAACCCUGGAGGCCCUAAUACCAGCUCUGCUGUUCUCACUCUAGAGGAAUCCUUAUUUGACCUGCUGUUUAUUAAAGUUUGCAUUUUGAAUGCCCUCUUGGGCCCCAAA
Molecule: messenger RNA, 1866 nt
Organism: Alexandromys fortis (reed vole)
Lineage: Eukaryota; Metazoa; Chordata; Mammalia; Rodentia; Cricetidae
Gene: Bckdk
Product: branched chain keto acid dehydrogenase kinase
Exons: 12
Coding region: 277-1563 (428 amino acids)
Biological process (GO): protein phosphorylation; regulation of glucose metabolic process
Cellular component (GO): mitochondrion
Molecular function (GO): pyruvate dehydrogenase (acetyl-transferring) kinase activity
Source: RefSeq, a predicted model, not a curated record